Messenger RNA from Mastomys coucha (southern multimammate mouse), 521 nucleotides. It is a transcript of the gene Snrpe, whose product is annotated as small nuclear ribonucleoprotein polypeptide E. The transcript is spliced from 5 exons. Gene Ontology annotation, biological process: mRNA splicing, via spliceosome; spliceosomal snRNP assembly. Gene Ontology annotation, molecular function: RNA binding. The record is from RefSeq and is a predicted model, not a curated record. NCBI's taxonomy places the organism in Eukaryota, Metazoa, Chordata, Mammalia, Rodentia, Muridae. The coding region runs from base 12 to 374 and encodes 120 amino acids. Gene Ontology annotation, cellular component: U2 snRNP; U5 snRNP; U4/U6 x U5 tri-snRNP complex.
CCGACGACCACAUGCGCUUCCGUUUCCAGGUCUUGCUUCCGGAAGUCCCUUUCCGAGGCGGCCUUCCUAGUCGUGUGGUCUUUGUGACUUCCACCAUGGCGUAUCGCGGCCAGGGCCAGAAGGUGCAGAAGGUGAUGGUGCAGCCCAUCAACCUUAUCUUCAGAUACUUGCAAAAUAGAUCUCGAAUUCAGGUGUGGCUGUAUGAACAAGUGAAUAUGCGGAUAGAGGGCUGUAUUAUUGGCUUUGAUGAAUACAUGAACCUUGUAUUAGAUGAUGCAGAAGAGAUUCAUUCUAAAACAAAGUCAAGAAAACAACUGGGUCGGAUCAUGCUAAAAGGAGAUAAUAUUACUCUGCUCCAAAGUGUUUCCAACUAGUAAUGAAUGGUCAAGCAUGGGGAAGCUGAGAAGGCACCUCAGUGUGUUUAAAGGUGUCUUCUACUGCAAGCUAUAUUUACUCUACUUGUUUUACUUGCACAUUAUUUUCGGGUGACAAUAAAUGCAGUUAGAUUGUUUUUGUUACAA